This is a messenger RNA of Vicia villosa (hairy vetch), 3132 nucleotides long. RefSeq names its product protein FAR1-RELATED SEQUENCE 5-like. The transcript has 5 exons. Gene Ontology annotation, molecular function: zinc ion binding. Bases 469 to 3132 code for a protein of 887 amino acids. The record is from RefSeq and is a predicted model, not a curated record. Lineage: Eukaryota; Viridiplantae; Streptophyta; Magnoliopsida; Fabales; Fabaceae.
UUGGGAAAUUCUACGGUGCAUUCGCCCGUUUGACUUCAGUGGUGAAGUCACUGUCUGACCAAUCAGAAUUAAGCCCUAAGCCCUAAUAGUGCCACAGUGGACUGAAGCAUUAAAUGACCUUAUUGACACUUACUGUGGUAAUUUUAUAGUUUAUAUAUUGCAACUUAGUCCCUAACAUAUUAAUAUUGUUUUUAAAAUGUAAUAUUUUUAUAGACAAAAUCAAUUAAAUUAAAACAAAUUAAUCAACUCAACAAAUUAAUCAACUCAACAAAUUAAUCAACUCAUCUCCAUCUCCCUCACUUCAUCAUCGUGAACAGAAAUUGAAAAUAAAAAUUCUUCAUCCAUCAUCUCAUCUUGGCAUUUUUUCCCAACUACAAACUCAACGCAACAGUUAUCGUCUCAUCUUGGCAUUUUUUCCAAACACUGCAAACUCAACACAACAGUAAGCGUCCCAUUCACAGGUUUACCAUGAAAAACACCGACCAUUAUGAUUCGUACGACUAUCGAUGCCGUGACAGUGGUACAUCUGAUUCUGAAUCCGACAAUGGUCGGGAUGACAGUAAUUCGGUGUCCAGUGCGUACCAAGGUUCAAGUGAUGGUGAUGGCGAUGGCGAUGGUGAUAGUCACGGUGAAAAAUUUGUUGAAUUUGAUGCAGUUGUAGGUGAUAGAACAGUGAAAAUUAAUGCCCUUACUGCUGAUGAAAUUCGUGCUAUGGAAUUCGGUACAGUUGAUGAAGCUAAUGUGUUUUAUUUCAAGUAUGCUAAAUGUAAAGGGUUUGCCAUUAGGAAAAGUGAUGUUAGGACAAGAUCGACUGAGGAUGGACAAACAAUUAUAAUGAGGCAGUUUGUAUGCAAUAAACACGGUCUAAGAGAUACAAAACACUUAAGGAGGCUUGAUAGAAAAAGAGAACACAGACCUACGACCCGCACUAAUUGUCCCGCUAGGCUUCGUGUGCAUUACAACCCCCAGAAGGAUAGUUAUGUAGUGACAUGUUUUGAAGAGGCUCACAACCAUGAAUUAACACCAUCUAGGUUUGUCCACUUACACCCCAUUUAUCGUGAGAUUACUGCAGCAGAUAGAGCUCAAAUUGACGGUCUACAGUCAAAUGGAAUUAGAACUUGUCAUAUAAUGGGGUACAUGGUUGCUCAGAAGGGUGGACACGAUCGUGUUGGGUUUACAAAGAAGGAUCUGUACAAUUAUUUUGAUAGUAAAAUGCGUGCUAAUAUUAAAGAUGGUGACGUUGCCGCUGCUAUAAAUUAUCUAACUGUGAAGUCAUCUACUGAUCCCAUGUUAUAUGGUAAAUAUGCCGUAGACAUGGAUGGACGAAUGAAGUCUCUUUUUUGGGCUGAUGGAAGCAGUAGAUCUGACUAUUUUUGUUUUGGCGAUGUGAUUGCGUUUGACACGACUUACAAGAAGAACAAAUACAACUACCCAUUGGUUAUAUUUUCAGGGUGUAACCACCACUCUCAGACAGUUAUUUUUGGUGCUGCGUUGGUGUCAGAUGAAACGACAGAGACGUAUAAGUGGUUGUUGGAGUGUUUUUUAGAGUGCAUGGAAAAUAGAUACCCAGCAGCAGUUGUAACAGACGGAGAUGGGGCGAUGAGGGAAUCUAUAAAACAGGUGUUUCCGGAUGCGACACAUCGUUUAUGCGCUUGGCAUUUGAACAAGAAUGCGUCUGAGAAUGUAAAGAACUCGGCAUUUUUGAAAGAUUUUCAAAAAGCCAUGUACUCUAAUUUUACAAAGGAUCAAUUUGAAGAGUUUUGGUCAAAAAUAAUUAAAGAAAACGGACUUGAAGGAAAUCCUUGGGUUGCAAAAACGUACGAGAACAGGUCACUAUGGGCAACUGCAUAUCUAUGUGAGAAGUUUUUUGGACGUAUAAGAACUACGUCUCAAUGUGAAGCCGUCAAUGCAGUCAUCAAGAGUUAUGUCAGGAAGAAAGGCUGCAUUUUUGAAUUUAUGCACAAUUUUGAUCAGGCUAUGAGAUCUUAUAGAAACAAUGAACUGAUUGCCGAUUAUAAAUCAAAGUUUUCAGAACCUGUGAUGACUACUCAACUGCGUGCCCUUGAGAGCCAUGCUGCGAAUGUUUAUACUAUGGAGAUUUUCAAGGAAGUCAGAGAUGAAAUAGUGAAGGCUGGAUCAUUGAUUGUUAAGGAAAAGUUAAUUCGCAACGGAUUUAAGACUUAUCGAUUUACAAAAUAUUGUUGUGAUAACUAUGACGUAGAGGUUGUGUAUGAUGGUGAAACAUUUCAAUGUGAGUGUAGGUUAUGGGAUUCUCAUGGGAUUCCAUGUUCUCAUAUGUUUGGUGUCAUGAAGGAAGAACAUGUUAGUCUCAUUCCCACCGGUUUGAUUUUGUCGAGAUGGACGAAGGAUGCAAAAAUUCAGUACUUGAACAUGAAUUGUAAUGGUUCUGAUGAUUCUAAAAUGAUUGAGCUAGCUCGGUUUGGUGCAUAUUGUUCUGCAGUUACUGCCUUUUGCAAUGAAGCUUCAAAAAGGGAAGGUGUUUAUGGGGAAAUAAUGGGUGACAUUCUGAAGUUACACAAAAAGUAUUGCAGUACGGACGAUCCUAUUUUGGCAUCGAACUCAGUUGUAGGUGAUCCAAAUAUUGUGAAUAGCAAAGGUGCUCCAAAGAAAAGAAAGAAUGACAUAAAAUCUAUUAGGCGAUGUUCUAAAUGCAACAGUAGAACUCAUAAUGCAAGGAGUUGUUCGGUUGCGGAAAACGCGCCAUCUGAACAAAAUGUUGGUAUGACGUCGCGGCCAGUAACUGAUUCUUUCAGCCAGGUUGUGAAGAACAAGAAUGGAAAAAGAGGUCGCAUUGGUGGAAGUAGUGUGCAAAAUAAAUGUACAGAACCACCGAACUCUCGUGGCGCGAAUGUGACAGCGACUUCUCGUGCGGAAGUUGGAAGCACAAGCAUACCCAUGCCUGCAAUGUAUGGAUUGCAACCCGUGUUGCCAGCGUUUCAUACCGAUGCUGUUUACCCAUGUGUGUUGAAGACUGGUAGGAGGCCAGGGGAGAGAUAUCUUUGCUUAGGUUGGUAUGAGUAUGUUAAAGCAACUCGUCUGAGGGCUGGUGAUGUUCUUGAGUGCACUGUGGCAGAUCCUCCUACAAGAAUGUUUGUUCGUUUUAUGAUGUAA